This is a messenger RNA of Ceratina calcarata, 1619 nucleotides long. It is a transcript of the gene Eaf6, whose product is annotated as chromatin modification-related protein EAF6/MEAF6. Lineage: Eukaryota; Metazoa; Arthropoda; Insecta; Hymenoptera; Apidae. Gene Ontology annotation, cellular component: histone acetyltransferase complex. The record is from RefSeq and is a predicted model, not a curated record. The transcript has 4 exons. The coding region runs from base 324 to 941 and encodes 205 amino acids.
AAAUGAUUCUGUCUAAACAAUGUGAUGCUAGCAAACGCGUACUAUUUUAAUAAUAUUAUUAAAUAUUAAUUGAGUUUCGAAGGAUUCGUUCAGGCAGAACAUUCUAGAAGGAAACUAUCUAUGUAUGAGGUUCGUUUAACCUCAAACCAUUGUUGUCAGAAUAGUACACUUAUUUGUAACGUAUAAGUGAACAAUAGAUUCUAUGUAAUUAUAAUAAAAUUGGAUGUGCAGAAAUGAUAAAUGUCGUUUCAAUGUUUAUAUGAUCAAACAAGUGUUUAUUAAAGCAUAUCCUGUAAACUGAGACAAUAAGUGGUUCAUUCUGCAUGAAGAUUUGUAUUCUCUUUUUAAGAAUUGCAGAUACUCUGGCGAACUUGGAACGGCAGAUCUAUGCGUUCGAGGGUAGCUACUUGGAAGACACACAAUUGUAUGGUAACAUAAUUCGCGGAUGGGACAGAUACUUAGCCAGCAACAAGAACACCAACAGUAAAGCUGACAAGAGGAAUAGGAAGUUCAAAGAAGCUGAGAGACUAUUCUCAAAAUCUUCUAUCACUUCUAUGGCUGCUGUGAGCGGACUGGUCGAGAACACGCAGGAAAAAAUUGACCGGUACAGCGAGUCGGAGUCGCAGAUUGGGAACAGCGGUAGCGAGGACAAUUGCAGCCUAGUUAACUCACACGGGGCGACGACCACCGCUAACGCCGGGACUGGGAAUAAUAACAAGGAGUCCUCCGGGAAGAACCACGCGGUGGCCACCGGCCAGUACAGUCAGAACGGUUCCCUAGGCUCGUCUGCUGAGAUGCCGGGGCAGUUCGCGAACGGUCAUGCGAGCAACGGCAGCCUCGAGCACGCCUCUUUAAAGGAGAACACCGGCAAAGAGCCGUCGAAGAGCAAAGCUGGGAACAGCGCGAAAAAGAACAGCAACAAACGUUCCAGGAACAGGUAGAACCGUAGAAACGUUGUUGCAAUACUGCAAUUUUGUAACUUGUUGCAAUAUUGCAAUUCUUACAAUCUUGGACCGAGGCGUACAAUGGAACAAUUCUCAUUUUCUCUUUAAACAUACUGUCAUUAGAUCUCAUCGUUCUUUUUUAUAAACGUGGGACGGCACCCGAUUUACUGAUAUUUGAAUCGUAACUCGGGUUUCGAAGGAUCUCAAACGUCCCGUCGGUUUUUUAUAAUAAGUAAGCAACUUGAGUCGAAGAAGGCUUGUCGUUAGCAAUAAGAGUGUUAGAAUUAGUUAGAUUAAAGGGAAACCUGACGAUGGGUGUUGCUCUGCCAUCCAGAUAUUGAAUCUCUUUCUAUCGCGACGGAAAUUGUGGAACAUGGUACGUACAAAAUUAAACGCCCAUUUAGAAGUCAGUUAGGUUUAAGAUUAAACGUGUAGAACAUGAUUUUCGUCCGUUACCAAGUUAGUAAUUAGUUCGAUCUCGUGAUUAUCUCUGUUUAAGUAUUAUCCAAGUAUUGUCGAUAUUUUAAUUGUCUUAAGUCCCAAAUUUAAUGGCGAAUAUCGCCAGAUUUAUUUUAAUCGUACGUAUGGAAAAUCUUGAAGGAAUUUACUGUGAAAUUACAUAUAGAAAUGUAAUCAUUUCGUGACAUUGUAUUAAAUAAUUCCUUCUAAGUCUUA